GUAUCGAGCACACCGGCUCGAGACCUCGACCCACCACGUGGUCUCCGCUUCCACCCCCGCCUUCGCUCCGUUUCUCUCCACCUUUCAUUCGAAAAACUCGCUCCCUUGCUCCGCGUUAAAUUAUAUAUCGCGUAUUAUAUCGUUAUAUCGGACUGGAAUUAUAUAUAUAUAUAUAUUCAUUGAUUCAUCUCGAAUGCUUGGAAGAAGAUCGAUCGUCGAUGGUGACGUUUCUUCGUGUUGUUGACGAGAGCAAAACGGAUCUGUGAUGUUGAUCUGUGAAUCGUAGAAAAGGGUGGUGGAGAACGUGAGAAGAUGAUCGAAGGGUGAUCGGGAAGAGGAAAGUAGGUUUGCUUUGGGAAACUUUCUUUUUCCGAGUGGUGGGGAUUGUGUCGGAUCGGGAACCCGGUACGGGACGGUGAAGCGAAGAUGAGAAAGGAGCUGCAGAUCUCGAUAUGCCUGACGGCCCUCGUGUUGACGAUAGCCGCCGAGGAGAGGCCGAGGAACACCGUCUCGGUGUCCUCCGGCACGGCUUCGAUCCAGACCAACACGAUCCAGAAGCUGAUCAAGAUUCUGGAGAAGUACGGGCUCGAGGAGCAGAGGGGCCUGAAGAGGGUCUACCUGAGCAACAGAUCGAUCACAUGCAACGACGGAUCCCAGGCGGGGUUCUACCUGCGGAAGUCGCACGGAUCCAGAAGGUGGAUCAUUUUCCUGGAAGGUGGAUGGUAUUGCUACGAUCACAAGAGUUGUAGGAACAGGUGGCUCAGGUUGAGGCAUCUGAUGACGUCCACACAAUGGCCUGAGACACGCGACGUUGGCGGCCUAUUGUCGGCGAACCCCGAGGAGAACCCAUAUUGGUGGAAUGCGAAUCACGUGUUCGUUCCUUAUUGCACGAGCGACAGUUGGAGCGGAACCAGAGCUUCGUUGAACGAUAUGUUCUCCUUCAUGGGGGCAGAGAUUGUACUGCAGGUGGUACGAGAUCUCGUUCCACUUGGCCUCGAGAACGCAAGCUCCCUUCUUCUUGCUGGUAGCAGCGCGGGUGGAACCGGUGUCAUGUUGAAUCUGGAUCACGUGCACAAUUUGGUUCACCACGAUCUAGGCUUGAAGCACAUCGCGAUAAGAGGCGUAUCCGACUCAGGAUGGUUUCUCGACAGGGCUCCGUAUUCGCCGAACGGUUUAUCACCGGUUGACGUUGUUCACAAGGGGAUGGAACUCUGGAAGGCCCGAAUGCCGCACAAUUGCGUCAACAAACACCGAAACGAACCGUGGAGAUGUUACUUCGGCUACAGGCUGUAUCCAACGUUGACCGCCCCCUUGUUCGUUUUCCAAUGGCUGUUCGACGAAGCUCAGAUGUCGGCGGACAACGUGGGUGCACCUGUGACCAAGCAACAAUGGGAUUACAUACACAAAAUGGGCGACAGCCUGAGACAGACGUUCGAAAACGUUACAGCGGUCUUCGCGCCAAGUUGCAUCAGCCACAGCGUUUUGACGAAAAGAGAUUGGCAAUUGGUCAAGAUAGACGAGGUCUCUCUGGCACAGGCGUUGCAUUGCUGGGAGCAAAUGCCGAUUGGAAAUCAUCGAAACGUCACUCGUUCGCCAAUUGAGACGAACCAGCCGUGCACAAAGUCGUUGCGGAAGUUGGUGCGUUCCGGGUUGACGAAGGGAAACGGAACUUCAUCCGAGGCAGGAAGAAGCGGGAAAGGCGAGUCCGUGGCGGAGUUGCAGAAAGUCAGGGGCCCGUUGAAAUCGGUCACGGGGAAAACAUCGUCGAACGCCGUGGUGCAGGACAAGGAGGGCAAGAAGAGGAAGAGGAGGAAGCACAAAGGGAAACGCAGGGAGAGGAACAAGGAAGCGAGGUCGAGGAAGGAGAAGCACGAGCGAAGAAAAGCUACGGGUCGGCGUAAGGGUAACAAGCAGAACAACGACACCAACCACACAGGCAUGUUCAACGGGACGAGGCCGCAGCGGUCUGUGAUACCAUCUGGCAAACGGAAGUGUGUUCAGGGCUGCCACUUCCGGUUAAUCGAACGUUGCACUUGGCCGCAGUGUAAUCACAGCUGCCCGAAGCUGCACAACCCGUUCACCGGUGAGGAGAUGGACUUCAUCGAGUUGUUGAAAAGCUUCGGCCUCGACAUGAAGAGCGUUGCGAACGCGCUCGGCAUAGACAUACAAACGUUGAACAGCAUGGAUCACGACGAGCUGUUAAAUCUUCUUACGCAACGGGCGAAUUAACUCGUCGCCAAUGUUAAGAACUCGAAUAAUGUAAUUCAAUCCGAUGAUGACGAGGGAGCGAAGAAACACGAGCUCGAUGAAGAAAAGACUUUAUUGAAAUCUUUGUACAUCUUGUACAUUUCGAUCGAUUAUUUUAUUA
Apis dorsata (giant honeybee) is the source of this 2368-nucleotide messenger RNA. It is a transcript of the gene Notum, whose product is annotated as palmitoleoyl-protein carboxylesterase NOTUM. The transcript has 8 exons. The coding region runs from base 427 to 2229 and encodes 600 amino acids. Gene Ontology annotation, molecular function: hydrolase activity. The record is from RefSeq and is a predicted model, not a curated record. Lineage: Eukaryota; Metazoa; Arthropoda; Insecta; Hymenoptera; Apidae.